CAGCACAGUGUCGUUAUAAUGACGUCAAUUAUUGGACAUUAUUAGUCGGCGACGUCGUAGACCAAUAAGCGACGUCCAUAUGACGUGACAUUUCAGAUGUCAUUUUGACGUCGUCUAGAGACGUCUUUCGUACGUUUGUUUUCGGUCGUUUUAAGUGCUUUUUAAUCAACUAUAAAAAAAAUUAGAACGAAAGUUUAUUACAAAAACUAAGCCCUAUACGUGCUUUAUAAAAAAUUGUACAUUUUAAAUUGUUGUUUACCUAAAAUUUGGAUAUAAAUAUAAAUUCAUUAAUUAGCAAUGAAAAUACUAAACUGACGUUUUAAGUGGAAAUGCAAUUUGAAUUUAAAGAUGAAGUGAGAAUGUUGUAAUUAACAAUUAUUUAACUAUUUUAUUAGUAGGAAACAAUUAUUUUUAGCAUCGAUUCCUGUCGAGGCUGUCGACCAAGAUUUAAUUUUGGCGCGUUUUUAAUCGAAAUGCCACGAUACGAUACGAGACGUGCAGGCGCAUGCGUGCUGGACUGCUGGUGUGAACGCGUGUGCGCGUAAUGGCGGACGGCAGCAAAAAGUUGUUUGGCGUAUGUAAUCACUUUAUUGAAGACCAUUAGAGAACAGAACAAUCAAAUUUUGCAGUGGAUCCGAAAACAAGAUCGCAGUGGCAAUCACGCCAGUAAUACAGAUUUACCAGAUGAUAUAGGCGUACAGUUUCCUUUGAAUUCUCAAGAGGAUAUUACCAAAUUGGAAACAUACCUGAGUGAAAAAAAUAAUUGCCUGGCUUUGGUGGGUGUUCUGUACCACUUAAUAUGUAUUUUACAAUUUAAAUUAUGUGAUUCCAGUCGGCAUAUCUAUCGACUUUUGGAGGGAGAGAUUUUACUGGACAUACAAACCGGAUUUUAAAUUUUUUGUUCACUUAUUCUCUUGCAACUAAUUGGAAUUUUUGUGGCAAACGAGGUGAGAAAAAGGCUUUUAAAAACUUAAACGUAAAGGAUGUGAUUAUUGGUGCUGUAAGAAAAAGCUCCCCUCUAGUCAGUCAGAAAGAAAUAGAAGAUACCAUCAAGGUGUGGUUGAAACAUGCACCAGAGAAAUUGAAAAAGUAGCAGCAUGGCAACCCGUAAGAAAAAAAGUGUUGUUAGUCAAAGACAACUCUACAGAAGGGUGGCAGAAGCAAAUUUAGCACCUGUGAGUCAGAAUUGUUAUAAUACAUCUUUAAUAGUUAAUAAUGAUUCCAAUGAAUCAUCAAAUUCCGUUUUUUUUGCUGAUUCAAUGUGUGAAAGUGAAAAUGACACCUGUUCCUCAAGAGAUUUAGAUUUUAAUGUAAACUCGCCUAAUGAAAAUUUGCUCUUCAAUGAUGCGACGUUAUACAACCAUUUGACUUCCUAUUCCAGUAACGUGCCCCCUAACGAUUUAUUUCCUAAUGAACCGCCGCCUAGCGAUUUGCAUUCGAAAUUGUCAAACUGGGCAGCUUCAAGGUACGUUCGACGUACAGUAGUUACUCAUCUUUUGCAUAUCUUGCAUCCAUACCAUAAUGAGUUACCGUUAGACAGUCGAACGCUGCUGAAAACGCCCAGAGAAACGAAAACAAAAUCGUUGUUAAAUGGCGAAUAUUGUCAUUUUGGACUUGUUAACGCUUUAAAAUUAAAGUUAUUGUCAGUGCCUAAUAUUUCUCAGUACAGCAUUAUCAACAUUUCAUUUAAUGUAGAUGGACUGCCCAUUUAUAGAAAUGGUCAGAAACAUGAUCUCUGGCCCAUUUUAGCACUUGUAAAAAAUUUUAAGAGUGAGCCGUUUGUUGUUGGUUCUUUUUUAGGAAGUGGCAAACCAAAUUUAUUGUCAGCAUUUUUAGAAGAUUUUUUAAUUGAGUUAUCGAACUUACUUACCACGGGCAUUGAAAUUAAUAAUAAUAUCCAUGAAGUAAAAUUUCACAGCUUUGUUUGCGAUGCUCCUGCGCGCGCAUAUCUGAAAUGUGUGAAGACCCAUUCAGGGUAUAGUUCCUGUGAAGGUGCGACAACUCUGGAGAACACUUGGGACGUGUCAUUUUCAAAAAUUUACCUUUUAACAAGAGAGACAACGAAUCUUUUUGGACUAAAAUUGAUGUAUCUCAUCAUCAUGGAGAAUCUCCUCUAAUAGCUCUUCCUAUAGAUUUGAUCUAUGUCUUUUCUUUAGACUAUAUGCACCUAGUUUGUCUAGGUGUAAUGAAAAAACUUUUGCGUAUUUGGACAGGACGCGCAAGCCGAGCCAAAAUGAGCUCUACUGCAUUUCAAAAUGUAUCUGAAAAAAUUGUUUUUCUCAGUAAAUGUAUUCCAGUAGAAUUCAAUCGGAAAGGGCGCAGUUUGUCUCAGUUGGCAGAUUGGAAAGCAACGGAAUUUCGAACAUUUUUACUGUAUAUUGGGCCAGUUGCUUUGUAUGGGAAUGUCGAUUUGGCAAUAUAUGAGCAUUUUUUGCUAUUUCAUUGUUCAAUUAUGAUACUUAUUUCUAAACGCCAUAUUGAAAAAUUCGGAGUUCCAUUUGCGCGCCAACUUUUGCAUUUAUUCGUAACGCACAGUAAAAAGAUCUACGGAUUAGAGUUCUUAGUUUACAAUGUACAUUUCUUAUUACAUUUGGCAGAUGACGUUGAAAAUUUCGGGCCACUAGACAAUUCGUCAGCAUUUCCAUUUGAAAAUUAUCUCCACCAUUUAAAAUCGUUAGUUCAGUCUCCGAAUAAACCGUUACAACAGAUUAAUAGACGCUUAAAAGAAAUUGAAAUGACAGUGUACGAAAAACAUGACUCUACUUCACCUGAUGAUGAACACUUCUGUAAAUGUGAAAUGUCCCAUUUCUUAGGACCAACGCCAAAUUUCUCUUGCAAGCAGUAUAAAAAGCUUCAUUAUAAAGAUUUUAUUUUUUCUAUUGCAUCAUAUUCAGAAGCAAAUUGUUUUUGUCUUACCUUAGAAGGACUGGUUUUCAAAAUAGAAAAUAUAGUAGUGGAUAAUAAUGGAGCAGUUUUUAUAUUAGGUAGGAGGUUUCAGGAUUACCGUUCAUUUUACAAAUACCCUGUCGACUCAAAAGAAUUCUAUGUUUAUCGCAUCCAAAAUUUAUCAGAGUAUAUCGAGUUAUUGCACUGCCACAAAGUUUUUUCGAAAUGUAUUGUUUUUCCUUUCAAGCAGGAAUGGUUGUCAUUUUCAUUAUUGCAUCAUUAGUAAUUCCUUAUUUCAACUUUUAUGUUCUAUAAGUGUAAUAGUAUGUAGUUUUUUAAGAUUUUGUAAUAAACUGGUAUUAAUUUGAA
Diorhabda carinulata is the source of this 3255-nucleotide messenger RNA. RefSeq lists its product as uncharacterized. Lineage: Eukaryota; Metazoa; Arthropoda; Insecta; Coleoptera; Chrysomelidae. The record is from RefSeq and is a predicted model, not a curated record. The coding region runs from base 1098 to 2117 and encodes 339 amino acids. The transcript is spliced from 2 exons.